AUGGUGAUGUUUAAAGAUCUGACUGGAAACAUUUCUGGCCUCAGGCCUGGGCUUCAUGGUUUCCAUGUUCAUGCUCUUGGUGACACAACAAACAGUUGCAUGUCAACUGUCUACUUGCAGGACCACACUUCACAAUUGUUGAUAAGCAGGUUGUUUUCUGGACAAAAGUGUACCAUCCGAACAUUAAUAGCAAUGGUAGUAUCUGCCUUGACAUGCUUAAAGAGAAAUGGAGCCCUGCCCCGAGUCCCUGACCAUUUCCAAGGUGCAGGGAAAAGAUCGAGUAGUUGUAAGAUGUGUUGCAGAGCAGCUUGGCUUGUUUUGAGCCCCAGAGACGCACUUUCUAAAGUCUCUGCAGCUGUCAUGAGAAAUAAGCAUCUCAAGAGUGGUAUGUCGCAGUCCUAUACAAACCAAAGGAACAAGGAUUUGGAUCGGACGAGUGAGAGGCAGGAUCUUGAAGGAAAGGAGCUAAAGCAAGAAACUACUUUGCAUGAACUGGAGCCGGUUGCUGUCGAUGCUCUUCAUGAACUUGUUUCUUUAGUUCACAGUCAUGUCAAUGCUGCAGAGCAAUAUGAUUUUGAGUAAGGCAAGAUUUUGCUGACCAUUUUGUAAUAGAUGUAGUGAAAUCAGGAUGAAUUGUGAACAAAUUAUACUGCAUAUAGUUAUUGCAGCAGUGGUAUCUCUAGACUAGCCUUAAAGUAGGUUAAAGUUAGGGUUUAUUGUGCAAAACUUUUGAAGCUACCUCAAGCUCUAAUUUUGGAUAGAAAUUAAUGCA
Rosa chinensis is the source of this 772-nucleotide messenger RNA. RefSeq lists its product as uncharacterized. The transcript is spliced from 5 exons. NCBI's taxonomy places the organism in Eukaryota, Viridiplantae, Streptophyta, Magnoliopsida, Rosales, Rosaceae. Gene Ontology annotation, biological process: superoxide metabolic process. The record is from RefSeq and is a predicted model, not a curated record. The coding region runs from base 1 to 582 and encodes 193 amino acids. Gene Ontology annotation, molecular function: metal ion binding.